Messenger RNA from Xyrichtys novacula (pearly razorfish), 4291 nucleotides. The record is from the annotation of a GenBank genome assembly. NCBI's taxonomy places the organism in Eukaryota, Metazoa, Chordata, Actinopteri, Labriformes, Labridae.
AUGUCCACCAGCAGCUCCACUGCCGCAGGGGGAGGGGGGGCGCCAUGGAGGAACAACAGCUUCAUCCUGGGAGGGGGACGGGACCCCCCUCUAUCUGACCAGGGGGAGACAAUCAUCGGAGUGUACCUGCUGCUACUGGGUGAGACCCACACACAAACACUAUCCACACACGCAAAUCUCGGCUGCAGUCACAAUACACAGGGAUUAGCGGAUCACUGUAGUACUACACUGAAGACUACACAGGUACCGUGUAGUAUAAACUGUUUUCAAACUUUUUAUUAUCCUGUAACCUCAUAUCUAAUGGUUUUAAGUGUGCAGUAAUAAAAGUAAGUCUUGCAUCGGUGGUAACCACUGGUCUGUAGACAUUAAGCUAAUGUUUAAGUGUCAAAUACUGCAGUUCUUGGAGUGUCCACUAGAGGCUGUCUGCAGAAGUCUCUGAGCCACAUUCACACUCAUGUUAAAAAGCUCGCAGAAAUAGAGCAGAAAUAAAAAUGUUUACAGCCUGGUUUAAAAAUUUGUUUUUGUCUGAAUAAUUGAUUUCUUUCCCGCACACAUUGUAGGGGGUAUACUUUUUUCCAAAUUUUUAAAAAACAUUUAGUUCAUCCUUUUUUGUGUAAUCAGGGAUGUGACAGACAUGACUGACAGGUGGACACACUGUAGCUGUUUAAAAAGAAGAGGCUGAAGGCCACUUUAACUCUGCAUCUCAACCGCUUGUUGGGCCAACCAAACGUUGAAUGAAGUCAGAGUUUUUAAUAUGGUGACCUGUAAAUCCUGUUGACCUGCAGAUCUGUGUUUGUGUAGACCUGUGUACCAGUUGACCUGUUGAUCCAAAGACCAGAAGACCUGCAAACCUGUAGGCCUAUGUACCUUGUGUGCCUGUAUAUCUGACACCCUUUGUGUUAUUGUGGUGCUUUUAGGGUGGCUGUCCUGGUUUGGAAACAGCAUCGUGCUCUUCGUGUUGUACCGUCAGAGAGCCACGCUGCAGCCCACUGACUACCUGACCUUUAACCUAGCUGUCUCUGAUGCCAGCAUCUCCGUGUUUGGAUAUUCAAGAGGAAUCAUCGAGAUCUUUAAUGUUUUCCAGGACAGUGGCUUCCUCAUCUCCUCCAUCUGGACCUGCCAGGUAUUCCUGAGACCAUACUGUGGACUCACUUAAGACUCACCUGGGACUUCAUAAUAGAUCCACCUGACACUUACCUGAGACUCAAACAUGAAAUCACCUACAGACACACCUGAGGUUCAACCUGGGACUAACCUUACUUCCAAGACAAUUUUUGCAGUCGGUUUGAACUCACCUUAAACACACCUGACACCAGUCUGACUUAACUACCUGAAACUGACAUUAAACCAGAAACUUAAACUUGACACUAAUUUAAAACUCACCUGACAAAAUCCAGAAGCUUCAACACAACUCACCAAAAACUUGAAACCCACCUGAGAAUAAAUGUAACCCAACCUUGGACACCUGUGCAUUAUCUCAUUGCUAAACUUGAAACCCAUCUGAUACUCAUCUGAAAAUUAAUCACUUAAAGCUUCCUUGAGACUGACCUUGAACUCAUCCAGGGCAUGUUUGAAUUUUUAACGUGAGACUCACCUAUGGCCUACUCCUUGGUCUCACCUGUUGGAGACUCAUGCAGUCAUGACAGGCUAAGAGAGUAAAUUUAGAGAUGAGGGAGGUGGAGUCUGACAGUAAUACAGCUGUCACCUGUGGUAUCUCUGUUGUGCAGGUAGACGGGUUUUUCACUUUGCUGUUCGGUCUGAGCAGCAUCAACACUCUGACAGUGAUCAGCAUUACCCGCUACAUCAAAGGAUGUCACCCCAACAAAGGUAACCCCGCAACACCUGAGCCUGAACCCUGAGUUACACCUGUUUACCUGGUGAAACCACAUCAGUUCACCUAGUGACUGUGCUGUGUUCAGGGUCCAGGCUCAGAACCGGUCUGUUUGUAAACUCUGAUGUAUUGUCACCUGACAAAUGCGUUUCUAUCUUAAUGUGUCAGCCCAUCACAUCAGCCGCAUCAGUGUAUCGUUCUGUUUGCUGAUGAUCUGGAUCACAGCUGGAUUCUGGUCUGGGGCCCCCCUGGUGGGAUGGGGAAGCUACAAAGGCAGGAAACAUUUUUAUUUUAACCCCUGCUUGACUGACAUUUCUGUGUCCCCUGCCCCCUGCCCCCAGACCUCUGAUCUUGUGUUAUAAGUGACCUCACACUAUUUUCACCUCUGGUCCAAAUUUGACCUUCCUCUAAUUCUCUGUGAGCCAUCACCCCCAUUUCUCCCACUGUAUCUCUUUUGCUAUGACUGUUUAACUUCGGACCCUGUUUUGCCCCCCCGGACCGUGUUGGGACUUUCCUAAAUACCUGAACCACGCUGUGUCCACUUUAACCCCAGUUGUGACCAAAAUGACCCUUUUUGAUUAAUGAAUUUAUCUUAUCUGAAAAUCCUAUGUGUCCCAUCUUGUCUAACCCUUCUUUGAUCUUCUUGAAACCCAAGGUCAUCCUUGAUCCUUUAUUGACCCCUUUUGAUUAUAGUUUUUACCACUACUCAAUUCCAUUUUGACUCAUCUUAAACCAUUCUACAAAACCCUUUCUUAACCCCCACUUUAACCCAUCUUGACCUUUCAUUUGUCCCUUUUUGAAUAUGGCUUUAGCCUCUCUUAAACCCCACUCUGACCUGUUUCGAUCACAGUUUUGACCCGUCAAACCCCACUUCAACCCAACCAUGACCCAUUUCUGACUCAUUUUUUUAUCCCAGUACCAACUUGUCUUUGACCCUUCUUUUUUGACCCUUUUGACCAAUUUUUCUGAUCAUGGGGUUGACCCCUUUUUAAUCCAACUUGGACCAGACUGUGUCCCCGUCUGUCAUAGUUUUGAUUCCUUUUGUCUCCAUCUUCCCUGACACUUCCUUAAUCCUGUUUUUACCUUACCUUUAACUCUACCUUCUUUCCUUCAUUGACCCCUCUUUGAUUAUGGUUUUUAUCCUUCAUGCCACCUCGUUUGGCAUUUCUUUGGUCCUUUGUCACAGCUUUGUCUCCUCUUCAAGUUCACUUCUACUAAUUUUUGAAACUUCUAUGAUCUUGUUUGAUUAUGGUUUUGAACCCAUUUUAAAACCUGUUUUCGACCCCUUCUUGUCUGAUGACCCUUAGGAUUAUGGUUUUGAUCCUUCUUAAACUCUAUUUCCACUCUUUUCAAUCUAAUGUCCCCUCUUUAACCUCAUUUAAACUCACCAUUGACCCUUCUUUGAACCCAUUCAGCCUCCUCUUUGACUCUACUUUCUGAUUUGAUCCUACAGAUCGGGGUUAUGGGACCUGUGAAAUAGACUGGGCCAAAGCAAAUUACUCAAGCAUAUACCGGUCGUACAUCAUCUCCAUCUUCAUCUUCUGCUUCUUUGUGCCGGUGCUCGUCAUGCUUUUCUGCUAUGUGUCCAUCAUCAACACAGUGAAGAGGGGCAAUGCACUGUCAUCUGAGGGAGAUCUGACUGACCGCCAGAGGAAGAUCGAGAGGGACGUCACCGUUGUGAGUUUUCAUAAGCAUAAAUCUGAAGAAAAAAAGAAAAACAGGUCUUCUUACAAGAAGGACUGUUGAGAGUCAGACUGAGUUAACCACAGAUAGGUGGUCUUGACUAAUUCAGACUUUGGCUGACCUGCUUCACAGGACCUGUUCAAACAGGCGAUGCUGAUACAUCAGAAACAGUUAGACCUGCAGGAGGGUUUUUGUCAUCAGGCAUUAGUCCACUGCCUGCAGUUCUAGAGUCCGGACCUUUGUUGUGGUUUGAAGCAGUUUUGUGGUUUCAUAGUGAUUUGUUUUCUGUAGGUUUCCAUAGUGAUCUGCACGGCCUUCAUCUUGGCCUGGUCUCCGUACGCCGUGGUGUCCAUGUGGUCCGCCUGUGGUUUCCAUGUGCCAAACCUCACCAGCAUCUUUACCCGCCUGUUCGCCAAGUCCGCCAGUUUCUACAACCCCCUCAUCUACUUUGGACUCAGCUCAAAGUUCCGUAAAGACGUUGCCAUCCUACUGCCAUGCACCCGGGAUGCCAAAGACACCGUAAAACUGAAGCGCUUCAAACCUAAGGCUGAUGCACAAGGCCGGCCUGCCGGAGGAGGUGGAGCCAGACUCAAAGUCCCUCUGAACCGUACUGAGAGGAAGUACACAUCCUUGAAUCAUCCACACCCUGCCCCCAGCCCAGACUCAGGGAUGGGAAGCCCUCCCUGCACACCGCCACCACACAAUACAGAGGUGUUCUACAUCGACCCACCCCAACACUCUGAUGACAGCUCUGAGUAUGAAUGUGCCAGACUCUGA